This is a messenger RNA of Drosophila takahashii, 766 nucleotides long. Its product is annotated as protein new-glue 3. The record is from RefSeq and is a predicted model, not a curated record. NCBI's taxonomy places the organism in Eukaryota, Metazoa, Arthropoda, Insecta, Diptera, Drosophilidae.
GUUGCUAAUCCCAAAAACACCUGUACCGGUGACGUCACCUCUAGUACUAGGCAUGUGCUCAAACAAAAGUUCACCACUUAUCGGAGUCAAGGUGGACUCUAUUCAGAGCUAUUUUGGUAAACAUGGUUUUGUGGACAAUUGAAGGUCGCUAGCCAAUCGUGGUUGUACUAUAAAAGCGCCACUUUCCCAGCAUAAAGCAUAUCAGUUUACAAUUGAAGCAUCCAACAUGAAGUUGUCUCUCGUUCUCUUCGUCCUUUCGAUGGUCCUGUAUGUGGCCCAAGUUAGAGCUGCAGAUACUACCACAUCCACGGAAUCGAGCACUAGCACUUCUACCACGGAAUCCACCACGACUACUACAGAGUCGAGUACCACGUCUUAUUCUUCUCCGGAUGUGAAGAGGAAAAUCGUUCGUCUCAGCAAUCUGAAGUACUCGAUAACCAGGAAAAUCAGGAUCGGCAGCACCACCGCCUCCUCGACCAAAUCAAAGAGUGCCCGCGCCAAGGCCCGCAUAGCCCGCCUAAAUGCCGCCAAACGCUCAAAGAAGUCUGCUGCCAAUCGCAAGAACCUUAACAAGAAGACCAGGAACCGCAAUGUUCGAGCUCUUCGUGGUUAGACUAAGCCAAGUUAAAGUGUUGAGAAUAAAAUGUUACAAGUUAUAAAGAAAACACAAAAGGUUUCCUAAUUUUUGGGCUGAUCAUUUGGUAAACAUUCUACUAUAAAUAUUAUAGUCUCAUAUGGACUUUCCAACUUUUUAAUAAAAUAUUUA